This is a messenger RNA of Kluyveromyces marxianus DMKU3-1042, 2811 nucleotides long. RefSeq names its product Nud1p (gene NUD1). Lineage: Eukaryota; Fungi; Ascomycota; Saccharomycetes; Saccharomycetales; Saccharomycetaceae. The transcript has a single exon. The record is from RefSeq and is a predicted model, not a curated record. Gene Ontology annotation, molecular function: protein binding. Bases 1 to 2811 code for a protein of 936 amino acids.
AUGAAUAUGGACUUGGCAGAGAGCUUACAAAACUUUCACAUCACUAGUCCGCAGAAGAAAAAUCAACUAAUGUCAAAUGGUGUGUCUAUAGACUUCAACAACAGCGACGACUUUGUGGUGGAUGAAACUCAAGACGAUGUGGAUGAUGCUUCAAACCAAAAUAGCGAAUCAAAGAAAUACGACUUCAAAAAGUAUAGAGAAAAUGAAAUUCCUCUACCUCAACAAUUUGGAUCUUUUUUCAGUAAGAUGGACGAAUGGUCUGUGAAUUAUGGAACAGUAAAGGCAUUAAAAAAUAAUGAAAACAAGAACGAAGGGCCAAACGAUUCGAGCAAAAUCAACAGAAAAGAUGAGACAUCGCAAGCGCAAUGGAAAAACUAUCUUCUAAAACCCAGAACCACUAAACAUCAGUCGCCAAAAGAUGCAUCUGAUCUGAUUGUUACUGCCUCUUUAAGUGAUCUUUCUUUAAUUCCGCCUGAUACCUUCAAAAAGAAAGAAAAAAACGAGUACAGUAGCGUCAGUCAAGAAACGGACCCAGCAAAAGAAGCUAAAUCUGUGUUUAACAAUGUUUUAAGACAUCAAAGGUCUAAUUACUUUAAGGACAAUAGUGAUUCUGUUGCUCAAAAUACAGCGCAUUUUAAUGAUACAAGAUCGAAUUUCCAAGAAAUAGACAGGAGAGACUCUGAUUCUGACUCUAGUUCCAAUUCAGUCACAGAUUCUAAUAAGUUUGAUACAACAUCAGACUUAGAAUCAGAUACUGCAUCUGUCUUAAAUACGUCAGCUAUCAAUUCACCAAGCCCGAAGCCAAGAAUAGUUACCAAUACUAGACAGUUACCCCUAAUAACGCCAGAAGAUGCAGGAUUAGUAUUUGAUCAUGAAACAGGAUUAUGGGAUAAGCAACGCAUUGCUGUUGUUACCGAUUCCAGCGCUGCUGAUAAUACUACAAGCUCUUUCACCAUAGAAGAGAAUCAAAGCGAUCAUAAAUCUACGAAAAACACAAAUAACAAUGACCGCUCACUAAAACAUUUAAAUGAAAAUAUUCUGUCGACUCAAAACAAAGGAUCACAAAUCGGCAGUAGUAACAACAAUACGAUACCUGGUGAAAAUAAAACGGAAAAACAGGUGGAUGAAAACCAUGACAAUAAUGACAAUAAUGAUGUCAGUACUUCUGUUGUGACAGAUGACACACCAUUAAGUACACCUAGAUUUAACAGGCAACUCUAUCAAAAAAAUAAUAUUAAAGCAACCACCACGCGUCAACCUUCAUCAUCUUUGCAUCGAGAACUGUCGAACUCUAACUUGAAUGCUGACAGUUCCAAUGUAGAUAUCACAAACAUUAGUCGUAUGGACACCUCUUAUGACCUAACCAAAAGGGAGAUCGUUUCAAGAUUAUUGGAAAUUGAACCUAACCCAAUAAAAUGGAAAAACCUUUUUGAAGUAGAUUUAUCUAAUCAAACCAUCAAAGAUUCGUGUAUCGGUAUUGAUGAACUUUUACCUGCUUUGGUUAACCUUAACAUUGCUAAUAAUGAGUUAAUAUCUCUUCAAGGUAUUCCAAAGCAAAUUCAGUCCCUAAAUAUUUCCAAUAACAGGCUCCGUUCUCAAUUGUUGCAAUUUCAAGAUUUACCACAUUUGGAGGAGCUUGAUAUAUCGAACAAUAAUCUAAGCUCUUUACAGGAUCUCCGUUUGGUUAGCUCUUUAUCGCAUUUACGUUAUUUGGAUGUAUCAAAUUGUGGUAUUGUGUCAUUGAUAGGUCUCCCCGCCGUUGCAAAACUGGAUACCCUCAUAGCAAGGGAUAAUAGGUUAAUCGGAUCCAUAGAUUUCAAGCAACUAUGUGAAGUAUCUCCUAUUCCAUGGCGCAGUUUAACGAAGCUAGAUCUCUCUAAUAACAAAAUAACGAAUCUAAAGAACUUGCAUUAUUUAACGAAGUUAAGAGUAUUGAUACUAGAUGGGAACUCGAUAGAGCGGUUACACAGUGAUAUUCAUGCUGAUGAAACUAAUGACAAAUAUAGGGCUGGUAAUCCCUCAUUGCGUUAUUUGAGUAUAAGAAAUGGACGUGUAUCAGUAAACUCUUUCUCUGGUUUUCCUAACUUACGUAUUCUACGUGUGUCAGUUCCUGCGGACUACGGAAACGAUGAUGCAAAUAGCAAUGAGAAUGCACAUGGCAUAGGAAGUGAACAGAGAAGACACAAUGUGAAAAAUGAUCAAAUUCCAGAAAGCUCUCUAUCAAAGAGAUAUCCUUUGCCAUUCCCUUUAGAAAGCCUAGAGAUUAUUGGUAUGCCUCCUUCUAGUCCAAAAUCGCAAACUAUAUCCUUAUCCCAGCCUCAAGCCUCUCAAAAGCGCAUAUUUGGCGUAUCCACAAAUGUAGAUCCCAAUGCUGUUCGACCCAAUAACAAAGAUUCAGACGUACUUAUAGACUCAUCACCUUGGGAAAGUGUAAUUUUUCCGUCGCAGCUACGCGAAGUGACUCUGCGGUGUUUAAACCUUACACGUGUCCCUCAAACAUUGACAAACAACACCGCCCUUUACUCGCUCGAUGUGUCGGGUAACAAAAUCUAUUCCGCACAAAUGUUAUUACCCUCCUUACCCCAGAAUUUACUCCGAUUAAACAUAUUACAAAAUCCCGUUCUAGAGCUAGUCGCUAUACCAACCUACACUUCUUCGUCCACAAAAACGAAUUUGGAUACGGCAGGGAAAAGCGAGACGGAAAACAACUUAGCAGUACAAGACAGUGGUAGUAGACACAGGGACUUGCAACGCCUCUUACUCCACUGGUGCCCCGCCCUUGUGGAGAGUGACCUCAAUGUGGAGGGGUAA